Molecule: messenger RNA, 390 nt
Organism: Suillus subaureus
Lineage: Eukaryota; Fungi; Basidiomycota; Agaricomycetes; Boletales; Suillaceae
Exons: 3
Coding region: 1-390 (129 amino acids)
Biological process (GO): translation
Cellular component (GO): mitochondrial small ribosomal subunit; ribosome
Molecular function (GO): structural constituent of ribosome; small ribosomal subunit rRNA binding
Source: RefSeq, a predicted model, not a curated record
AUGCCACUCUACCAAAUGUUCUGCAUUGCCAGUCAUCUUAGGGAAUACAAACACAUAAAAGACCUGGUGACCAUGUCUGCCACUCAUGUGAUGAAUGAAGGCGGUGUAGUGCGAAAUAUUCAGUUCAAUGGAACACAGACGCUUCCCGAACGAAUGCGUCGCCAUAAACAAUAUUAUACCGUUGGAGACUAUUGGACGAUGCAUUUUGACACCUCGCCUCGCACACUACGCACACUGGCUGGAAUGAUGCGCCGAGAUCAUCGCGUCAUAAGAUGGACAAUGUUGAAGUUGGGUGAGAAGGCGGAAGAUGUGGUCACUUCACCUGAGCAGACGGUGGAACGCCAUUUACCGACAUCACCGAGCAAAACCAGCACUCAUUGGUCCUUGUGA